This is a messenger RNA of Cuculus canorus (common cuckoo), 3179 nucleotides long. RefSeq names its product unc-5 netrin receptor A (gene UNC5A). Gene Ontology annotation, molecular function: netrin receptor activity; protein binding. The record is from RefSeq and is a predicted model, not a curated record. NCBI's taxonomy places the organism in Eukaryota, Metazoa, Chordata, Aves, Cuculiformes, Cuculidae. The coding region runs from base 80 to 2800 and encodes 906 amino acids. Gene Ontology annotation, biological process: anterior/posterior axon guidance; netrin-activated signaling pathway. Gene Ontology annotation, cellular component: membrane. The transcript has 16 exons.
GCGGUGGCGGGGCCGGUGGGGCCGUGGCCCGCUGAGGGCGCCGCGGAGCGCGGCCCGCCCUGCUCCCUCGCCCCGCGCCAUGGGUGCGCGGCCGCGCCGAGACCCCGCCGCCGCCGCCGCCGCCGCGCCGGGGCCGCUCGCUGCCCUGCUCGCCGCCGCGCUCUUCGCUGCCGCCGGUGCUCAGCAAAGUGCGACUGUGGCCAACCCAGUGUCCGGUGCAUCUCCGGACCUGCUGCCACACUUCCAGUUGGAGCCAGAGGACGUCUAUAUCGUGAAGAACAAGGCGGUGAGCCUGGCCUGCCGCGCCACCCCUGCCACCCAGAUCUACUUCAAGUGCAACGGCGAGUGGGUGCACCAGGGUGACCACGUCACGCAGCACAGCACCGACCACAGCACCGGGCUGCCAGUGAUGGAGGUGCGCAUCGAAGUCACCCGCCAGCAAGUGGAGAAGAUCUUUGGGCUGGAAGAGUACUGGUGCCAGUGCGUGGCCUGGAGUUCCUCCGGCACCACCAAGAGCCAAAAAGCCUUUGUGCGCAUUGCCUAUCUGCGCAAGAACUUUGAGCAGGAGCCAACAGCCAGGGAGGUCUCCAUCGAGCAGGGCAUCGUGCUGCCAUGCCGCCCUCCCGAGGGCAUACCCCCCGCCGAGGUGGAGUGGCUGCGCAACGAGGAGCUGGUGGACCCGGCGCUGGACACCAAUGUCUAUGUGACGCCGGAGCACAGCCUAGUGCUGCGCCAGGCCCGCCUGGCCGACACCGCCAACUACACCUGUGUGGCCAAAAACAUCGUGGCCCGUCGCCGCAGCGCCUCUGCUGCUGUCAUUGUCUACGUGAAUGGCGGCUGGUCGACGUGGACGCAGUGGUCGGGCUGCAGCACCAGCUGUGGACGGGGCUGGCAGAAGCGGAGCCGGACCUGCACCAACCCCACGCCCCUCAACGGAGGGGCUUUCUGUGAGGGCCAAAACGUGCAGAAAACUGCCUGCACCACCCUCUGCCCAGUGGAUGGCGCCUGGUCGGAAUGGAGCAAAUGGUCGGUGUGUGGGGCCGAGUGCACCCACUGGCGGAGCCGGGAGUGCUCGGAGCCUACGCCACGCAACGGGGGCCGGGAGUGCCACGGUCCCGAGCUGGACACCCGCAACUGCACCUCUGAGCUCUGCAGCCACGUCGUCCCCGGCACAGAGGACGUGGCGCUGUACGUGGGGCUGGUGGCCGUGGCCGUGUGCCUGGUGCUGCUGCUGCUGGUGGGGGUGCUGCUGUACUGCCGCAAGAAGGGGGGCCUGGACGCAGAUGUGGCUGACUCCUCCAUCCUCACCGCUGGCUUCCAGCCCGUCAGCAUCAAGCCCAGCAAGGCCGACAACCCCAGCCUGCUCACCAUCCAGCCUGACCUCAGCACCACCACCAUGACGUACCAGGGCUCGCUCUGCCCACGUCAGGAUGGCCCUGCCAAGCUCCAGCUGCCCAACGGGCACCUGCUGAGCCCACUGGGUGCCGGGCGACACACGCUGCACCACAGCUCACCCGCUGCCGAGGGCGCUGACUUUGUGGCCCGGCUCUCCACCCAGAGCUACUUUCGCUCCCUGCCUCGCGGCACCACCAACAUGGCCUAUGGCACCUUCAACUUCUUAGGGGGGCGGCUCAUGAUCCCCAACACAGGGAUCAGCCUGCUCAUUCCACCUGAUGCCAUCCCACGAGGGAAGAUCUACGAGGUCUACCUGACCCUGCACAAGCAGGAGGAGGUCAGGCUGCCCCUGUCCGGCUGUCAGACGCUGCUGAGCCCCAUCGUCAGCUGUGGUCCUCCCGGUGUCCUCCUCACCCGCCCCGCCAUUCUGGCCAUGGGUCACUGCGUGGAGGCCAGUGCUGAGAACUGGAGCAUCUGGCUGAAGAAGCAAUCGUGCGAGGGCACGUGGGAGGAUGUGCUGCAGCUGGGCGCUGAGCCGUGCACGGAGCUGUACUACUGCCAGCUGGAAGCGCAGGCUUGCUACAUCUUCACAGAGCAGCUGGGGCGCUUUGCCCUGGUCGGGGAGUCCCUCAGCAUGGCAGCCUCCAAGCGCCUCAAGCUGGUCCUGUUUGCGCCAUCCGCCUGCCCCUCAUUGGAGUACAACAUCCGCGUCUACUGCCUCAGCGACACCCAGGAUGUCCUCAAGGAGGUGAUCCAGUUGGAGAAGCAGCUCGGGGGGCAGCUGAUCGGAGCUCCUCGGGUUCUGCACUUCAAGGAUAGCUACCACAACCUGCGCCUUUCCAUCCAUGACAUGCCCAGCUCCCUCUGGAAGAGCAAGCUCCUUGCCAGCUACCAGGAGAUCCCCUUCUACCACAUUUGGAGCGGGCUGCAGCCCUUCCUGCACUGCACCUUCACCCUGGAGCGCCUGAGCCCCAGCACCUGCGAGCUGGCCUGCAAGAUCUGGGUCUGGCAGGUGGAGGGAGAUGGGCAGAGCUUCACUGUCAACUUCAACAUCGCUAAGGACACAAGGUUUUCGGACUGGCUGGUCCCAGACAGUGAGGUUGGUGCCCCAGCCCUCGUGGGCCCCAGUGCCUUCAAGAUCCCCUUCCUCAUCCGCCAGAAGAUCAUCAGCAGCCUGGACCCUCCAGGCACCCGAGGAGCCGACUGGAGGAUGCUGGCCCAGAAGCUCAACCUCGACAGCCAUCUCAGCUUCUUCGCCUCGAAGUCCAGCCCUACAGCCAUGAUCCUGAACCUGUGGGAAGCACGGCACUUCCCCAACGGCAACCUCUCGCAGCUGGCCGCUGCCGUGGCCGAGGUGGGCAAGCAGGACGGUGCCCUCUUCGCCGUCUCCGAGGCAGAGUGCUGAGCACCGUGGGGCGGGACGUGCAACCCCGCUCGAGGGGGGGCUGUCACCGUGGGGCAGGGGGGGUCUCGGCCGGCCCCUGGGCCCCCACAGCCCACAGGGAGGGCUGCCCCCCACCUUGCGAGAGGGAUGCCCGUUCUCCCCCAGCGCCGUGGUGGUAGGGCUGAGCCUGGCCCCGGGGGGUCCUGCAGCCCCAUGGCGGGGGGACUGGCGAGCGCUGGGUGUGCGUCGUGCGUGCGGUGCCGUCGUGCUGUCUGCGUGUGGGGCCAGGCGGCCCCGGGCCCCGUGCCGUGUUGUGUAAAGACCGUUUUUUUAAUUCUGUAUUAAGUGCAUUCAAGUAUUUACACUUGGCCUUAUGUACAUAGCGGUGCCGCGGGCGGGG